CCGGAGUGGGGGCGAGUCCACCCGGGGGGCGCCGAGCCCAGGGACGCCGGGGGAGGGGCGGAGGCCACAGAACGCCUGACCUGGCUGGCGACCCGCACCCACACAGCGGCUGUGCACCCUCCCGCUCCCGCAGUCGCACACACACACCCACACGAGGGAGGAGGAGGCAGCCUUGGCACGGGAGGAGUUGGCAGUGCACAGCCCCGCGCCGCCGCCGCGGCGGGAGGGGCGCUCCAGCCCCUGGGUCAGCACGCCCCCAGAAGGAGGGGAGAAUGUGCUCUGCGCAACCCCCCGUCCCCCAACCCCCGCCUAGCCCCUUCACAGCAAAUGUGCUUUUUGCCCUGCGGUUGUGUGAGACCGACCUUAAACUUUCUCCGACCCUAUCUCGGGAUGCUAGGGCUCAGGUCGUGGUGGUUUCGGGAACCUCACGACAAAAUUCCCCAGUUGACUUUUGGGAACUUUAACUCGGGUGGUCCUGUACGGAAAGGUAGUCUAUGGGGUGCGCAGAAUGGAAAAGGGCUUCCACAUCAGUGGUGUUCGAGGACGCUCUCCAACUUUUGAUGUCCCGUUUGCACGGAGAUUUCCCUGGAGAGUUUCAGAAAGGAUUUCUUCCGACAGACGUGACCCCAGAAGGCUGCCGAGGGAGAGUUUAGGACAGGAGGAGUUGUUUUUUACAAGGAUGUCUGCGUGGAAAUCCCUGGACACUCGAUACCCCCCGGGGACCUGCUUUUCCCGCAGCUCCGCAGACGCGGCAGAAGGGCGCGCUGGCCCCGGCGCUGCUGGGACAGAGGUGAGCGGCGGGGUGGACAUUGACCGAUUCGACAACCUUCGGGCUCUAAGGGCUCGGGAAGGGACCCGGCAUUUUACCCUCCAGAUUCCCAAUCUAUUUUUUAAAAUAAUGUUCAAAACAAAUGGGAAAAAUAAGUGAUUGCUCCUUUUCAUGGUCACAGAUUGUAUUUAUUUUUUCAUACUGGUUUUCCAACCAAACGAGGGAAUGGGUAGUGAAUGUUGUUGUUGUUUUUGUGUGUGUUGGUUAAUUUCAAAAUAAAACUGUUUAACUCGUACAGUUGA
This is a messenger RNA of Cercocebus atys (sooty mangabey), 1071 nucleotides long. RefSeq lists its product as uncharacterized. NCBI's taxonomy places the organism in Eukaryota, Metazoa, Chordata, Mammalia, Primates, Cercopithecidae. The record is from RefSeq and is a predicted model, not a curated record. The transcript is spliced from 3 exons. Bases 509 to 928 code for a protein of 139 amino acids.